Molecule: messenger RNA, 2533 nt
Organism: Dromiciops gliroides (monito del monte)
Lineage: Eukaryota; Metazoa; Chordata; Mammalia; Microbiotheria; Microbiotheriidae
Gene: TKFC
Product: triokinase and FMN cyclase
Exons: 18
Coding region: 192-1928 (578 amino acids)
Biological process (GO): glycerol catabolic process
Cellular component (GO): cytosol
Molecular function (GO): glycerone kinase activity; ATP binding
Source: RefSeq, a predicted model, not a curated record
AGGACGCUCUACCCGCCCCUUCUCGGCACGUCAGGAGCGGAGCACGCGCCGAGCGAAAGGCGGCAGGGCUGGAGUGGCCUUUCCCCCUUCAGCUCAGCAGAGUCCCAGGUGGACUGGCCAGAAUAGCCCCAGAGGCACUCCUUGGUUGAGAACUCUGUGCAUUCUGCGUGUUCCUGGCAAUCCUGCCCACAAUGUCCUCCAAGAAGCUGGUGAAUUCUGUGACAGGCUGUGCCGAUGAUGCCCUGGCCGGGCUGGUGGCCUGUAACCCUGACCUCCAGAUUUUGCAAGGACACCGAGUGGCCCUGCGCUCUGACCUGGAGAGCCUGAAGGGGCGCGUGGCCCUGCUGUCGGGUGGCGGCUCUGGCCACGAGCCUGCCCAUGCAGGUUUCAUAGGCAAAGGGAUGCUGACUGGGGUCAUUGCUGGUGCGGUGUUCACCUCCCCCGCGGUGGGCAGCAUCCUGGCUGCGAUACGGGCCGUGGCUCAGGCGGGCACAGCGGGGACGCUGCUCAUCGUGAAGAAUUACACCGGGGACCGACUGAACUUUGGGCUGGCCAGGGAGCAGGCGCGUGCCGAGGGCAUCGCGGUGGAGAUGGUUGUCAUUGGUGACGACAGUGCCUUCACCAGCCUGAAGAAGGCGGGCCGGCGGGGCCUCUGUGGCACAGUGCUCAUCCACAAGGUGGCUGGUGCUCUGGCUGAGGCUGGUGUGGGGCUCGAGGAAAUCGUUCGGAGAGUGAGUGCGGCUGCUGCAGCCAUGGGCACCCUGGGGGCCAGCUUGUCCUCCUGCAGCGUCCCCGGCUCCAAACCUACCUUCCAGCUUCCUGUGGAUGAGAUGGAGCUGGGCCUGGGGAUCCACGGGGAGGCUGGUGUCCGUCGGCUGAAGAUGGCCACUGCUGAUGAGGUAGUGAAGACCAUGAUUGACCACAUGACCAACCCCUCCAAUGAGUCCCACGUGCCAGUCAAGUCCGGCUCUUCGGUGGUGUUGGUCGUCAAUAACCUGGGCGGCUUGUCCUUCUUGGAGCUGGGCAUCAUGGCUGACGCGGCAGUCCGCUGCCUCGAGGCCCGUGGGGUGAAGAUUGCCCGUGCCCUGGUGGGCACCUUUAUGUCGGCCUUGGAAAUGGCUGGCAUCUCCCUGACUCUUCUGCUGGUAGAUGAUGCCCUCCUUAAACUGAUAGAUGCCGAAACCUCAGCUUCUGCCUGGCCCCAUGUAGCCAGAGUGCCCGUGACGGGCCGCGCACGGAGCCGAGCAGCCCCCGCAGAGAAGCCAGAGGGCACCGAGCCAAAGGCAGCCGGAGGUGCUGCCUCCCAGAGGGUGGCCACCAUCCUGCAGCGAGUGUGCACCACCCUCCUGGGCCUGGAGGAACAUCUGAAUGCUCUGGACCGAGCCGCCGGGGAUGGCGACUGUGGAACGACUCAUAGCCGAGCUGCCAAAGCGAUCCAGGAUUGGCUGAAGGAGGGCCCGCCUCCCAGCCGCCCUGACCAGCUGCUUUCCAGCCUGUCCAGGCUCCUGCUGGAGAAGAUGGGAGGGUCAUCGGGGGCGCUUUACGGCCUCUUCCUGACUGCGGCUGCCCAGCCCCUCAAGACCACGGCCGACCUGCCGGCCUGGACUGCCGCCAUGGAUGCAGGCCUGGAGGCCAUGCAGCGGUACGGCAAAGCUGCUCCUGGGGACAGGACCAUGCUGGACUCGCUGUGGGCUGCAGGCCAAGAGCUCCGUGCCCUAAAGACCCCGGGGGCCAACCUGCUGCAGGUGCUGAGCAAAGCUGUCAAGAGCGCCGAGGCCGCCGCAGAAGCUACCAAAAAGAUGGAGGCUGGGGCCGGCAGAGCCAGUUACAUCAGCUCAGCCAAGCUGGAGCAGCCGGACCCGGGGGCCGUGGCAGCUGCUGCCGUGCUCCGGGCUAUCCUGGAAACGUUACAGGGCCAGGGUGUGUGACCGCCUGUCUCUGACCCCAGCACCGUGGCCAUUGCUGUGCAGUUGCCCAGGGGCCUACGUCCUCCUCUCUGCCUCCCGUGCCAUUUUGUAUGAUGGCCUCUGGCCAGCCUGUGGAAAGGACCCCUUUGCACAAUCAUGUUCUAAACGCCUAAAAUAGGAGAUUACAAAGGAAAUCGAUUAUGCUGCAAUAUAAGCAAUCAAAUAAUCUUCCCCAAGCCCCAAAUUUCUCAGCUGCCCCAGAAGUCCUCGUCCCCUCCAAUCAUGCAGGAAGCCCUGAUUUUACGCCCAGAAUGAGGCAGGCCAUCCCCGGUCCGGGGAAGUGGUUCUGCAGCUUUGAACAGUUCCUCCGCCUUGUCCUUCUGGCCUUGACACCAGGGCCGAUUCCCGUUCCAAGCCCGGCAGGCUCUGCUCCCAUCAUCCCUUCUCCUUCCAGGGAGGGUGGAGCAGAGCCUGGCAGGACCCCAGCCCCUCCAGAUCUCAGCAGUGAGACUUUCUCUGUUCCUGUCAGGGUUAAUGGGUUUUCAAGGAUCUCUCUUUUGUAAGCCUUUCUGUCAGCAAACUGGCAGAGGGCAAAGCCCAAUAAAUCAUGUCCAAGCUGCAGCAAA